GGUGAGGGGGAGCAGGAAGCGAUGCCAGCGAAGGGCUCACAUGAGGGCAGCCGCUGGGCGGUGGAUUUGGAAACGAGGCACUGGCGGGUCCCGGGAGGGCAGCGGCGAUGAUGGGGAGCAGGAGCCCUGCGGUCCCCAUCUGGAAGACAGAGGCCACUGGGGAGUCCGCAGCCGCGCAGGCGGGAGGAGGGGCCCGGGCGCGGCUCCCCGGGCGGCGCUGUGUUGCCGCUGAUGCAAUCGGGCCCGCGAGCGCAGCGCAGCGCAGCGCCCCUCCCUGCAGCUCCGCGCGGGGCCGGCCGGCCGGCGGGCGGGGGGGCGCGCUUCAUCCGGCCGGGCGCAGGCUUGCUGUCCUCAGCAUGAUGAAGGGCUGUCAGACAGAAUGCCUAGCUGGAGGAUGUACAGGGGGAGCCACGAAGCAAGUGACUGAAUCUUUCAAGGCUGAAGACUUAAUUAUUACCCCGGCAACUACUCUCAAGGAAAAACCAGACCCCAAUGGUUUGGUGUUUGGAACUGUGUUCACAGAUAACAUGUUGAUAAUCGAAUGGUCUUUGGCUUCAGGAUGGGAGAAACCUCAUAUUAAGCCUCUUGAGAAUCUUUCAUUACAUCCAGCCUCAUCAUCUCUCCACUAUGCUGUGGAACUGUUUGAAGGAAUGAAAGCUUACAGAGGAGUGGAUGGUAAAAUCCGCCUGUUCCGCCCCAUGCUCAACAUGGACCGGAUGGCACGGUCAGCAAAGCGAGCCACGCUGCCAUGUUUUGAUAAGCAUGAACUCUUAGAUUGUAUCCGGAAGCUUGUGGAAGUGGAAACAGAGUGGGUCCCCUACUCAGCCGCUGCCAGCCUGUACAUCCGCCCUACAUUGAUUGGAAUAGAGCCUUCUCUUGGAGUUAAGAAGCCAACUAAAGCCCUGUUGUAUGUCAUACUCAGUCCUGUGGGCCCUUACUUUGCAAGUGGAAGCUUUAAUCCAAUAUCCUUGUGGGCAGAUCCAAAAUAUGUAAGAGCCUGGAAAGGAGGAACUGGGGACUGCAAACUGGGAGGGAAUUAUGGUUCUUCUAUUUAUGCCCAGCAUGAAGCCAUAGAACUAGGGUGUCAGCAGGUUUUGUGGCUGUAUGGAGAAAAUCAUCAAAUAACUGAAGUUGGAACUAUGAAUCUGUUCCUGUACUGGAAAAAUGAAGAUGGAGAAGAGGAGCUGGCAACUCCACCAUUAGAUGGCAUCAUUCUUCCUGGAGUGACAAGACAGAGUAUUUUGGAUUUGGCACACCUGUGGGGAGAAUUCAAAGUGUCUGAGCGGUACAUCACCAUGAGUGAUCUGACAACUGCCUUGGAGGAAAACAGAGUGAAGGAGAUGUUUGGUGCUGGGACUGCUUGUGUUGUAUGUCCCAUUUCUAAAAUAUUAUACAAUAAUGAGAAUUUGAACAUUCCAACUAUGGAGAAUGGACCUCAGCUGGCCACUCGCUUCUUAAACAAGCUGACUGAUAUCCAAUAUGGGAGAGAAGACAGUGACUGGGCAAUGCUGGUGUCAUGAGCAAAAACCUGGAGAAGACUGGACCUUCCAUACACUAAAGACAAGCCAAACCAUUACACACAAAUGAUGACUGACUUCUCUAAUGGCGUAUGAGUAGUGUAGUCUUGUCACCUUGAUCCCCAAGAUAUUUGUUUCUCUAUGCCAGGGAAUGUGAACACAAUCAUUUUGAUUUUUACUAUAGUCUUGUUAGUAGAGGUGUCUCUUCUCUUUAGGGGUGCUAGAUGUAAGCAAUAGAACUUUUCCUAGUGGUUUUCUUAGUGCCUCCUUGUGUCUUAUGUACAGUCCAAAAACUUGUAAAAUACUUUUCAACUGCUCUUCAGUGUUUUAUUUUCCUCUCCCAAUUACUGUCACUGCCACCACCAGAGUUGGCUGCUAUAUAAAGAAAAGCAGUCCACUGUUUGGAGGCCUGUUAAUAUCUCUUUGUUUGUGUGCUCAGCUGUUGAAUACCUUUUAACCUUUACAUUUUUCCCCCCUUCUUUUACUACAUUUGGGUGGCAGGUUCCUCGCUUGAAUUUCCAGAACUCUUAAUAUUCUCCCUCAUUUUUAUUCUGCCAAAACACAGCAUCAUUCUUUAAAUUGCAUGACAGAGCAUGCACUCCUUCAGAAUGAGGAUAUAUUCAGUCCCAGAGCAUAGCAACAUGGGAUGCUUACAGAAGUAGAAAAAAAAAAGAACUUUACUUUAAACUUUGGGUGCCUCCACACUGAGCCCAGCGCCUGUCCAGAAAAGGCACUUUUAUCUAAUAGCUGAUUGAAUCAGCUAUUAGAUAAAAGCCGCCAAAAGCCCCGCUGAAGCGUGUGAUCUAUAUAGACGCUGCGGAGUUGGACUAACGCACUUCCUCUUCUGGUAAAGCACUGUUUUAUUUUGUUUUGGCGGUUUUUUCCCACAUCUGUCAGCAUCCAUAACUUCUAAAUUAGUUUGGACGAAUCGGCAAAGUGUUGUUUUAUUUUUUUGUUAGUUGAUUUUUUUCCUUCCCUGUCCAAAAGGUAAAGACUCUUCACCCUCACUCGCCAACAUGUUCCUUAAUAUGUAUUUGUGUUACAAAGAGGCUAUGGUUUUCCCACAUGGGUUCUACUUUUUGCUUUCCAGUGAAAGUGUUGAGUGCGGGAAGACCAAGGGACUUCAUUCCAACCUUGUUGAUAUGUUUAUUAUUUUCCCCUUCAUGUGCUACUGUACUCAUGCACACAUUCUGUUGUUUCCAUUUGGAGGCAAACAGAGCAUUUUUUGCUUCACAUUUGGGAAAGUUUAUGAUUUCUACAGAUUUUCUUUUACUGUUAAAUAUACUAUCAUCUAGAUAGUAUCGUUAUUUAUAUCAUCCAAAUGAGCCUUCCAUUCUAUACACAUGACUUUUUUAACAAGCUUUAACAUCUUCAUUGCCAAAAAAUGUUACAGUAUUCCAUAGCAGUGCUCCACGAUGCCUUCAGCCUGAUUCUUCUGUUACUUCAGCACAACGCUGGUAUAAUUUCAUUAACUUGAAUGGAGCUACACCUGCAUAAGUUAAUAUGGUGGAGCAUCUAACCCUCUAUUUUACAACAGACAUGCAGUAUUAGCAUGUAGUAUUUUUUAAAUGGCAAAUAACCAUUUUUUCCCACUGUUUGCUAACUGUCCCUACCUACAAUUGGCAACUGCUAAUAUAGGGCAUGUGUAGACAAAACAGGGGCCCUAAAUUAAAGCGGUGGGUUUUAAAAAACACCAUUUCAAUUUAGGGCUGAUUAAACCCCCAUGUUUUGCACAAAGCCCACUGAUUGACUUGCCUCUCCGGCGGGGAGGGGAGGGUGAGCUGCCAGCAGGUGGAGCGGUCUCUAGGCAGUGGGGGGGGAGGGGGGGUGUCUAGUGCUUCCCUCCGUGGCAGCAUCAGCCACCCCCCCCCCAGUCGGCACCCAGCUCGGGCAAUCCUGGGGGGCACCGCAGCCAUGGAGGGAAGCACCAGGCCCCUGUGCAGCUCAGGCAGGCUUCACAGGCAGGGAAAAAAAGAUCAGGCUCGCCACUUUUCUUGGGCGGAACCUGCUUUCCCAAACUGCUGCCAGACUGCCUGCAGGGCUUCCUGCAGAGUCAUGGAACUGCACAGAACCCGGUGCUUCGCUCCGCAGCUGUAGGGGCACCAGGGGGACCUGGUGACCGUCUAUAAACUCACUAGGGGGGACCAGAAGGGUUUGGGGGAGACCUUGUUUCCCCUAGCACCCCCCGGCAUAACAAGGAAUAAUGGCCACAAGUUGUUGGAGAGUAGGUUUAGAUUGGACAUCUGUAAGAACUACUUCACAGUUAGGGCGGCUAGGAUCUGGAACCAACUUCCAAGGGAAGUGGUGCUGGCUCCUACCCUGGAGGUCUUUAAGAAGAGGCUUGAUGCCUACCUGGCUGCGGUAAUUUGAGCCCAGUUUUCUUCCUGCCCAGGCAGGGGGUCGGACUUGAAGAUCUACAAGGUCCCUUCCGACCCUACUUCUAUGAUUCUGUGAAAAUAAAUCUCCUUGAAAAUUUUAGUUUGCUGUGCCCCAAGUCAUUUAAGGUGAAUUACGCUGCUGAAUUUCCUACAGCAGCUAGAAUUAAUGCGCAAUACGUCGCCAAGGCAUGCAAACACUGACACCACUGAAGUGGUGCAAAAGUAUUUAGCCCGCUUUAAAAUGUCAUGCACAUACCUCUCUUUUCAUCUACACAUGGCCACAGUAAACAUAAGCUAAUUAGCUCUAAAUAAGUAACCCACUGUUUUAGGCAACCACUUUAAAUUUCCAUAGGGCUUCUUUGUGAAUUUUUUUGGUUAAGAAGUGGUCAAACAUACCUUGCUAUUAGGCUAUCAAUUUCUUCUGCUCACUGCACAGUGGCUUUAGACAGAUUUUACUGUUACCCAGUCUUUAUAUUUUCUUGAAGAACAGUUGAAGGUUACUUAGUGACAGUGUAACAAUUAUUAAAAGUAAAUUGUUGGACAGUGUUCUCUUUAAAAUACAUGUGCAAGCAUAAAAUGCUGUUUCACUUCAGUAGCAGUAAAACUGUGUAUCUGUUCCUCUCUCAAUUUAAAUCUAUAUUGUGUUGCUAGUCUUUGUUCAGUAUCUUGCCAUGUAUUAUAAACUACUGGUAGUCUACCUUUUUAUAUGGUUGGUGAAAAAAGUAAUACGGGGGAUAUGUCAAGACAUGAUUUGGGGUAGAGAAGCUGUUUCCAGUAAGGCAGGUACCAUAACUAGAGUGGCUUUGAUUACAGCCUAUGUAUCAUGGAGCUCAUAUGAAGAUUACACAAUGAGUAAGAAUUAAGUGAUUUGGUUUUACUGAACUAUGAUCCAUUCCAUUAUGUUCAUCUUAGAUACUCCUCUUCAGUGUCAAGUGGGCAGGUGCAGCAUGUUGAUUUGUAGUAUAUAUAAACUGAACGUGUGACCUCCUACCUGAGAUAUUAAUAAUAUUAACAGGAGUUGUACAUCAGAAAUUCCCCUGGGCAACCCCAGUCUCCAAACAGUAAUCUGAUCGUAAGUUAAAAUGAAUAAAGGCCAAGUAGUCCGAUUGACUUAAAAAAUAACAUUUAUAGAUCUGUGAAACUUCUUAUGUCUGAUUAGUGAUUCCACGUGGAAGUAGCCAGUUGGCCUUUGAUGUUUGUGACCUACACUGCUUCAUGGGGAGACUAGAAUUAGAUCACCAAUCAUUUUGCCACAGAGCUGUUAAACCCUUCAAAAAUAAAAAGGCUAAAGCAGAACAAAAUUGGAAAGGUAGUCAGCUACUGCAUGUGCCACCUUUUGAAACUGUUUUGCCCUGUCUGCAUAAAUUCUGAUAGGCUUGAUUAGUUUAUUCAGACUCCAGUAAAUAGAUUUCAAGCUUCAGGCAUUAUAUUCUAGAUGAAAGAACUACAUAGCACAAUAAGCAAAUGGAGUAUUUUGAUGUUGCACAACAGACCUGAAGGGAAAUACAUGGCCUGUAUUCUGCAUCUGUAGUAUUUAUCCUAUUAACAAAAAAUUGCAAGAAAAAAGCAUUUAUAUAAAACAGUGAGCACUUUAGAUAUUGUGUUCUCUCUAUUUUAAUCCAUAAAGUUUAGGAAGGAACUGUGUUAUUCCCUGAGCUGAUAAUGUAAUGUUGCUCUUGUAAAAGAACAUCUGCACAAUCUCUUUUCCAUGUGUACUAUUUGUUUAAUUGCAGCAGAUUUACAUAGAAAGAGCAUGGUACAUCAUAACUAGGCAAUUAUCCAUUCUUCAUCACUUAGUUAUGGUUCCACUAAUUGAUCAUUUAAGACAUAAGAUAGUCUAACAUUAGGAACAUUUGAGGCUGUUUAAAAAAGAUCAACAAAUUAAUAUUGUUGUGUGAUAUUUGCAUAAUUGGCUGCAAUUAUUUAACAUUUAAUUGGGUUGAUCAAAUGAGAUUCAGCCUCUCGCAUAUGUAUGCUUUACAAACAGUGGUGCUUUAAAAUGAUAAUAAUGAACUAAUUUUUGCAUGUUCUUUCUUUCCCCACUUCAUUCUUUGAUUAUUCUUUUCAACGUUGAGCAUGUCCUUAAUUUUCAGGUCAGUGAGUGUGAUUUAUCAGCAGAAAAGAAGUCCUUGGGAUGAGAGAAUGUUUCAGAGGUCCUUGAACUUGUAUUUCACACUAACUUUUCUGAUGGAGGAGUUGUGAUAUUACCAGCUUCCGGAUUCAAGUCAGGGCAAAUGCUCUGACUUGCAGUAACUUUCGUGAGAAUUCUAACAAAAGCUUCCCAAGGACUGAGACUCCAACAGGAGGAGAUUGUGGUGGCACAACACAAUUAAUUUCCACUGAAGUUGGAAGGGCAGCAAGGACAGAAAUGGAAGGUAUUGGCCAGGAAGGGAGAAGGGUGAAUCUUCUGAUUCAGUGUAUGCUUCCACAGUCUCAACCAUCAGGAUUUCCAUAAAACUCAAGCUGUCAGUUAAGCCCAGAAACCUUCAGCAGGACACCCUCUGAGAGAAAUACAGUUGACUUCCCUGUAAAAGGAAAGGGGAUUCUCUUGUACUUAUAUUACACCUGAAGAACAACAAUCUGAAUAUAUGGAACCUUUUAAAACUAAAGUUGCAUUAGAUGUUGAGUGAAAUUCAUACACAAAAGUAUGUUAGCAGUUAGGUAAGAAAGGGAGGCCAAAGGGGAGAGAGUGAAGAACAAUUCCACAGCCCCAUUACCAGCGGGGGGAAAGAGAAGGAAGUAUUGUUGGAUGGUUUCUACAAAAUAACCUGUAUGACCUCCUCAGAUGGCUGAGUUUUGAUUGCCUUUUGAUAGUAUCCAAUUCAAUACAGAUUCCUGUAGCAGAGCUAAUGCUAAUACCUACCAAGCUAUGUGGUGGAUCCCCCAUUAUGUGGUAUACUUAAAUUUGAAUGAGAUGUCUCUCUAGAGGAGAGCUGUGGCUCAGCUGAAAGUUAUGGCUUGAAACAAUUACUGAUGAAAAAUCAAUGACCUAUUUUAAGAAAGAGAUCAGAUUAAAUCAUAACGGUUCCUCUUGGCUUUAAUAUGUUUUUGCCUCUUAGUUUUCAGUCUCUGCCUAUGGCUUUCAUUGGGUUCAUUUUCUCAUUUCUUCCAUCUUCGAAAAAUAAAAAAAAAUAAAAUCAAGUAAUAUCGGGACCAAAUUUUAGUACAGUUAGUAACUUCUAUUAAUAAGACUUCUGUGGGUACUUACUGUGCUCGAAUAGUAAUUGUUUUGGGGUGCCUAGAUAAGAAGCCAGAGUCACUGAAGUGCAGCAGAAUGAUGAGAAUAUUUUGAACAAGGUAAUGGGCUUUUAUUUGAGAAUUCAGUACUCCUCCUCCCCCCCCCCCCUUUCAUCCCAGUUUGAAACUAAUGAAAAUAUUGUGGAAGAAGACAAAGGCCUUAGAAAUAGUCAGUUCUUGACUCUGGGCACAAGAAUGCCCAGAGUUCAGGGUAGUAUUCCAAUUUAAUGUUAACUCUCCUUUUUCAUUCAUUAAGCAUAAUAAACAAAACAAUUUACCAGUAAAUUUGAAAUUAUGGAAUCUCAUGGCUUAGGUGAAAUGCUAAACUCACUGCUCAAAAUUUCUUUCCCUCUUGUGGCCUCUUGUGCAUAUGGGAUCAAAGGAUUUGGAUUAAAAGGUUCUGACUAGACUGUUUGUAUUAUGCUGCUUGGCUCCUAGUUAUAAUUUGGUUAUCUACAUACAAAGGAAUGAGCAAAGAAGGGAUUAGGAAUUGGGUCCUAGGGGUUCCGCUUUGGCUCCUACACUGACCUUGGACAAGUUAAAUAACCACUCUUUAAGUUCAUUUGCCCAUCUGAAAUCAGAAAUAGCACCAGCUUAUAUUAAGGGUGAAAAAUAAAUAUUGAGUGAGGUAAUGGCUUGGGUUUUACUGGGGCUGUGGAAAGAGUUUGAAGAGUCUGCCCUGUUAGAAGCCCCAGAAUAAGCCCACAGCUAACUGUUAGGAGUUGGGGAGGCUGUUCCAUACAUCCACAACAGGUUUUCUUUAAUCUACCUAUUCCAUCUGACUUUUGUCCCUGUCAGAAGCAAGGUACUGAACUAGAGGGUCCACUGAUAUAAUGUUUUAGUUUUUGGCAAUCCUGUAUUCCUGUCCAAACAAGAACUGGAUAUUCUGUAUUCUACCGAGGGCAAGAACUGAAUCACACUUCACCUGCUUGGCCAAAAACCAUGGCCAAGAAAGUAGGUAGAAGGAGGAUGCAUGUUCCUUACCCGUGGGGUUUGUUCAGGUGGUAUAUAUACUUCCUACUUAUUACUGAUUUUACUGUAACGCAACAGUUUAACUGUGUAUUUGCAAAGUACUUUGAAGGAUGGAAAGCACGGUUUAUAAAUGCAGAGUGAUACUAGUACUAUUUUGUUGUACAUGGGUUCAAUCUAGACUUUAGCCAAACAGUAUCCACUUUGUUACAGAUAAGCUAUAAAUGAAGUUCAUUCACUUUCAGAAAUAUAUUUAACCAGCUGAGGUAGAUGUCAGAAAAGAGCCAGUGUUUGAAGCAUCUCUUCCUAGCUAAUUGCAUCAUUUUAAUUAUGCAGAACACAAAUGUUGAUUUUUAUGAUGCAGCCUGUUUUUAAGACUUCUUGCAAUGAAACCAUAAUCUUAUGAAAUGCAAAUCUCAGUUCCAAGUUUAUAACAGCAUUUGGCAUGUAGAAAAAUGUUUGACAAGGACACUAUUCAGAGAUCAGAUGUAAAUUCAUGUUUAUAUUUGUCAAAAUCAAGCUGAAGUUUGUAGGAACCAUUUCAUCAGCCAUGUUUCUAAACCCUUCUGCAAUAGCAUCCAUCCCCUACCAUUUUAGAUCACUGCUGUUUAACAUAGCACUCAUGUAAGGUUAAUCAUUGUUUUGGGGUCCAUCCUGCAAAGGUGCUGCUGAUUCUGGAAUUUGACAGAUAGGAAUUGAGAAGCAUUAGGAUGCCAUUUAUUUUUACAGAAAUAGUUAUGGACAUUAAACUCAAGACCCACUGUUACUAUUUGGCUCAUUUAAGUAGCUGUGUUUUUCAUUUGUGAUGGAAAAAGAGAGAACAGAAGAUGAUUUACUGAGUUUGCUCAUUUACAAGAUUGUAAUGUAGAAAAGCCAGAUAAGAUUUUUAAAAAUCGGACCCUAAACGACCAAAGGUGAAAAUGCAAUCACUCCUUUGGAGCCUUGUAAAGGAUUUAGGUUUUAAAAGCUUUUUGUUUAGAAUUGCCUGCUGAAUUAGAUUAAUAUCACAAAGGCAGGUUCGACUUUUGAAGAAGAAAUUAACCAUGAUACUGAAUAUGAAUUUGCAGUGUCAUUCUGUGUCUGUAGAAAAGCAUUAGGUAAACCGUGUUCACUGUCCUUGCCACACCCUUCUCCAUUGCCCCACUUCCCCCAGUACAACAGCUAGUUUUCUGUAUUUUUCAGUGAAGACAGAAGUGCCCGCUGUAACUGAGACCGCUUUGCAGGAAGGGUUCUGAGUUGGACCACUUCCCUGGACCAAACAGAAGUUCAGUUGGUUUGGGGGGUUGGGGAGGAAUCUUUGCAGUUGGUUUCUCCUAGCAACAGCUCUCCUCUCUCCUAGCCUAUCCCUGUUUCAGAAUUGGAGAGGGGAAAGGGAGGAGGAGCUCGUUCUAUGGGUUCUCCAGCAAGGGUUGAAACCCCCCCAGACCAAACUCCCUCUGCUCCCUUUCCCCCUUUCCAUUCUGAAAACAGCUCGAAGCUGGGACGCAGCACAAACACAAGUUACAGAAGACACUGUUUUGAAACAAUCUUCAUGUGACCCCUGAUGCAAUGAGAGUUCAGAUUUUCACCUGAUUGGCCCAUUUUUUAAGCACUCUGCAGCCGUGCACUUGUGUUGGAUCACAGCUAUGAACAUUUUUCUAUGGCCGGAUUGGGUGGAAAUUGUCAUUUCUCUCUGUGUCCUUCAUCUCUUUUUAGGAUAAUAUAACUAGGUUUAAAAAAAAACCCAACCAAAACUGGAACUCACCAAUAAUCUAAGAAGUAUUCAGAGCAGAAGUGAGCGUUCCACAUCCUCUGUGUAUAACCGCUCCUAUGAGAUACUCCCCCCUCUUCAUUGUUAAUGCCUAAAUUGUCUAGAGCAAGAACCCCUUUGUUCUGUAAAAUCCCUGGUUUACUCAUAUCUUCACUGAAUGCAUGCUACUAAUGGAUUGUGGGAGAUGUCAGAGAACACACAGUGAAGUAUGAAGCCCCCUUCACAGAACAGGUACAGUGAGGGCAGUGAUGGUGCCAUCCUACCUCAACUGUGUUUUGGUGCCAGGGUACUAUACCCUUUCUAGUUUAUAACAUGCCAGUAGCUGGCUGGAACUGGUGAUAGGAGAAGGGGAAUAAUAGUUAACUGUGAUUAAUUCCUUAAUUUAGGAUGUUGAUAAGGAAUUCAUAUCUUCAUUCUUUGACCUAAACAUCCUUAACUGGACAUGAUGGUCCAUAAUAGGGGAUUGAUCUGAAACUGCUUUCAAGCAGUUCCCUUUGGAGCAGUAUAUUUGUGUCAAUGAAUGCCCCAGUCUAACCAGUUUGCAUUUGCAAGGCAACUAUUAAAGUACUUUAUUACUUGGAAUUUCUACACUUAAAUAGAAAGAAUUAGAAUCUUAAACCAGGGACAAGUAAAUACUUCUGAAGAGCCUUUACUAUCAUAAAUGUUCAAGUUAACAGGGUAUUUUACAAGGAGCUGAGCAUAUAAAAAUAUUCAAAGGCAAGUGUGUGAAACAAUAUUGGGUAAAGUAAAGGAAACUCUACCUCAUUCUCUAAAGGUUUUGUAGAAGCACAAUUAAACACUCCUAAUAGCAUUGUUACAUACAGACCAUCUGGCAUGAAAGAAACACUUUUAUAUUUGUAUGUCUAUAAGUCCUGUAAUAACUGUAUUUUACUGGCAAUAGAAACAGUCUAUACUGUUUUGCUGUUUCCUCACCAAAACUGUAAUUAUGAAAUGUUUCUGUCUUCAAUAAAGGAAUUUAAUGGA
Messenger RNA from Alligator mississippiensis (American alligator), 10835 nucleotides. It is a transcript of the gene BCAT1, whose product is annotated as branched chain amino acid transaminase 1. Gene Ontology annotation, molecular function: branched-chain-amino-acid:2-oxoglutarate transaminase activity. Gene Ontology annotation, cellular component: mitochondrion. The record is from RefSeq and is a predicted model, not a curated record. Lineage: Eukaryota; Metazoa; Chordata; Crocodylia; Alligatoridae. Bases 108 to 1520 code for a protein of 470 amino acids. Gene Ontology annotation, biological process: L-leucine biosynthetic process; L-valine biosynthetic process. The transcript is spliced from 11 exons.